Molecule: messenger RNA, 1602 nt
Organism: Fulvia fulva
Lineage: Eukaryota; Fungi; Ascomycota; Dothideomycetes; Mycosphaerellales; Mycosphaerellaceae
Product: Lactose permease
Exons: 3
Coding region: 1-1602 (533 amino acids)
Biological process (GO): transmembrane transport; carbohydrate transport
Cellular component (GO): membrane
Molecular function (GO): carbohydrate:proton symporter activity
Source: RefSeq, a predicted model, not a curated record
AUGGAGCCGGUGACGAAGAGCAGUCUUGCCGGGCAGUCCAAAGAAGGCGCCACAUUCAUCAGCCAUAUCGAGGAUACAACAGGUGAUGCCAAACAGAUCCCAGAAGUGGUCAACGUUCAAGGCAAUCCCGAUUUUAUCCAAGCAACUACGAAUGGCGCACCUCUCAACCUGCUGUCAAAAGAGUCUUUGCAACUCUAUCUCAUCCUCCUCACAGCCUGCCUCAACGCCACAGCAUCUGGGUUCGAUGGCUCCAUCUUUGGUUCAAUCAACGCCAUGAAUCAGUAUCAAGCAUACUUCCGCAAAGAGGAGACUGGCUCCAGUACUGGCAUCAUCUUCGCCAUCUACACAAUUGGCAGCAUGGUGGGCGCCGUGUUCACCGGCUUUGUCUGCGACGUCUUCGGUCGAAGAGCUGGCAUGGGUAUUGGAGCGGUCAUCAUCAUGAUCGGUGCUGUGCUUAUUCGUGGUAGAUUCGUGCUCGGACUGGGCAUAUCACUGGGGACAUCUGCUGCUCCGACAUAUGCCAUUGAGCUGGCACCUCUUCAAUGGCGAGGAAGGAUUACGGGCUACUACAACACUUUCUUCUAUUCUGGCUCAAUACUGGCGACUGGUGUCACUUACGCUACAACAAAGGAUACCUCGCAGCUAAGCUGGAGACUACCAUUGGGUCUGCAGUGUGUUCCACCCGUCUUCAUCUUGCUGGGCUCGUUCUCGAUACCAGAAAGUCCAAGGUGGCUCUGCAGUCGUGGUAAACACGAAGAGGCAGCCCGUAUCCUCGCAAAGUAUCAUGGCGCUGGAGAUAUGCGGCAUCCAAUGGUGCAGCUUGAGCUUAGGGAGUUUGAAGAAUCCAUUGCAGUACAAAAGAUGCGGAGCUGGUGGGACUGGAGAGAUCUGGUCAAGACGCACAAUGCCUGCUGGAGAAUAGCAAUGGUCGCGCUGAUGAGUUACGGCUCGCAGCUGUCAGGCAACUCGGUGCUGACGUACUACCUACCGACCAUGUACACGCAGCUUGGUGUGGCGUCGACCGAUCGACGACUGUUGCUGACGUUCGCUAACAGCAUUGUGAGCUGUACUGGAGCCGUCUUUGGAUCAGCAACCAACGACAAAAUUGGUAGACGCACCAAGCUCUGGGUCGGGUCAUUCGUUCUCGCCAUCCUCUUUGCCGCAGUCACGGGCUUCUCAUCGUACUUUGAGCAUUCCAGAGCACCCACCAGCCACGCAAAAUCUCUUUCAAAUGCGGGCAUAGCCUUCAUCUUCUUGUUCGGUUGCGCCUACAGCUUCGUGUACACGCCAUUAACCCCUACAUAUUGUGCUGAGACGCUGGACAACCAUACUCGCGCGACCGGGAUGGGAAUUCAUGUCAUUAUGAACAACACGGCCAACUUCUACAAUACGUAUAUCACGGCUGUUGCGUUCAAGGCUAUAGCUUGGAAGUAUUAUCUUGUGUUUGUGUGCCUCAAUGUGGUCUAUGGGUUUGCUUGGUACUUCUGCGGUAUGGAAACGAAAGGGCGGACCAUGGAGCAAUUGCAAGAAGUCUUCGAUGCACCGUGGCCACCCAAAGCAUCGUUGCAGAAGACAAGAUCGAGAGGACUGCAGUGUGAGUAG